AUGGUGGAGGAAGCUGGAAGUGUAGACCAACCGGAAGACAUAUCUCUCCGGUACACCACGGGCUACAACUUCAAGCGGUGGCACCUCCCCAAGCACAACCUAACCCUAGCCACCUUCUGGGCCCCCUUCUUGGUCCGCACCACCGACGCCCGCGGCGGCCAGACCCUCGACGGCAUCCUCACUCUCCACCUGGACGAGCCCCACCCUUCUUGGUCUGCUGAGAUCGGCGCCUUUGACUAUGUCAUUGUCUUGGCGGGCCAAUGGUUCUUCCGCCCGCUGGUCUACUACCGGAGCGGGCAGCUCCUGGGCUGUUCAGCAUGUGGGCAAGACAACGUGACCGAGGUGUCGAGGUUCCAGGCAUAUCGAGCGGCGCUACGCACCACGCUAAGAGCUAUCACGGGAAGGAACGGCCGCAAGGGCGGCGGCGGCGGCACCACGUUCCUGAGGACGUUCUUGCUGGCACACUUCGAGCAUGGGGACUGGACCGACGGGGAGAGCUGCCCAAGGACACGGCCGUUCGGGAGCGACGAGAAGAAGCUGGAGGGCUACGGCCUGGAGUUCUACGUGGCGCAGGUGGAGGAGUUCCUGGAAGCGGAGAGGCAGGCGAGGGCGGAUGGGUCAAAGAUCCGGCUGCUCGACACAACGCGGGCGAUGCUGCUCCGGCCCGACGGGCAUCCGAACCGACAGUGCAACUGGCCCAAGAGCAAGGUGGGCCGGGCCGAUUGUGUGCACCGGUGCUUGCCCGGCCCGAUCAAUACGUGGAACGAGCUCUUGUUUUAUGUGAUGAAGUCGGACAGAGGUGGGAAGUUCGCUCAAAGAAAGCUACAGAACUUGCGCAGCUGA
Messenger RNA from Eucalyptus grandis, 843 nucleotides. RefSeq names its product protein trichome birefringence-like 20. Gene Ontology annotation, cellular component: Golgi apparatus. The record is from RefSeq and is a predicted model, not a curated record. Gene Ontology annotation, molecular function: O-acetyltransferase activity. Bases 1 to 843 code for a protein of 280 amino acids. NCBI's taxonomy places the organism in Eukaryota, Viridiplantae, Streptophyta, Magnoliopsida, Myrtales, Myrtaceae. The transcript has 2 exons.